AUGAAUUCAUGGCAGUGGCAGAGAUUGCGUGCUCUCGUCAUAGAUGCAGCCGCCAGGUUUCUCAAUACACAAUGUAGAUAUGAACACCAGGAUCCCGAAAUGGUUCGUUUGUUCUACCAGGCGGUUCACGCUACAUGGCCAGAAGUUGCAGCGAAAUAUCCCAAUUCAUGGGUUCUGGUCUGGUAUCUAAGGAUAUAUCUGUUGAAACGAGUAUAUCGGAAACGGUGGUCUGAUAAAAUCGCUCGUGAGAGGGCUAGCAGCCAACUCAGACGACUUCGCACAAAAAACACAAAUCAAUCGUCCGUCCGUCAAAUCGAUACCGGUGCUUCACAAGCCCGUGUAGCCAAGAGAACUCGAGGGAGGGCUAUUACCUGUGAUCGGCCUGUUUCCCCAUCUGGUCCAGAAAUUAUCGUGUCACCUGCAAUGCAAUGCUCUGCUGUCAUCGCUCAUCAGCACAGCGGGAGCUCAUCUUCUCUCGCCUCAGCACAAUCGCACAGCAUAGUACCCAUUCAAAGCUCUCAUGCAGUCUUUCGGUUUCUCGACUCGAUGACACCCAGUCUAGUAAAACUUGUUCCGGAUUUCCUUUCUGCUGGGAUUUAUGAUCAGAGCCAUCUGGAGGACUUCUUUACGUGGCCCGAGAAGGCUCAACGUAACUUUCUUCUCAAGACAUUUGUUGGAAAAAUGAACGCGUUGGAGUUAGGAGCAAUGCUAAUAGCGUUGAAUUGUAGACGCCAUGGCUAA
Messenger RNA from Suillus plorans, 741 nucleotides. RefSeq lists its product as uncharacterized. The transcript has 4 exons. The coding region runs from base 1 to 741 and encodes 246 amino acids. The record is from RefSeq and is a predicted model, not a curated record. NCBI's taxonomy places the organism in Eukaryota, Fungi, Basidiomycota, Agaricomycetes, Boletales, Suillaceae.